This is a messenger RNA of Delphinapterus leucas (beluga whale), 6584 nucleotides long. It is a transcript of the gene MGAM, whose product is annotated as maltase-glucoamylase. The record is from RefSeq and is a predicted model, not a curated record. Gene Ontology annotation, molecular function: carbohydrate binding; alpha-1,4-glucosidase activity. NCBI's taxonomy places the organism in Eukaryota, Metazoa, Chordata, Mammalia, Artiodactyla, Monodontidae. Gene Ontology annotation, biological process: carbohydrate metabolic process.
GCAGGGAAAUUACUCUCUAAGCAACUUCUCCGUUGCCAGAUAGCGUCUGAUGUGAAGAGCUUAUUUUGGGAAUGAAAGAAGGAACUCGGUUGCGAUAAAAAGAAAGAGAUGGCAAGAAAGAAGUUGAAAAAGUUCACUACUUUGGAGCUUAUGCUCAGUGUUCUUCUGCUUGUGGUGUUUAUCAUCACUAUUCCUCUCUUUGUGCUUUCAGCCAGAGACUCUUUGGAAUCAGAAGGUCCUGGGACAACAGUUACCUCAGGUCCUGGGAUGACAGUUACUCCAGAUCCUGGGAAAAGUACCACUCCUGGUUCUGCCGAGUGCCCAGUGGUAAAUGAAUUGGAACGGAUAAACUGCAUCCCUGACCAGUCACCAACAAAGGCCAUGUGUGACCAGCGUGGGUGCUGCUGGAAACCUCAGGGACCCAUAAGUGUGCCCUGGUGCUACUAUUCUAAGAGUCAUGGCUAUCAAGUGGAGGGCAACCUUGUGAACACAAAUGCAGGGUUCACAGCCCAGUUGAAAAGGUUGCCUUCUCCAUCUCUUUUUGGAAAUGAUGUCAACAACGUCCUUCUCACAGCGGAAUACCAGACGUCUAACCGUUUCCACUUUAAGUUCACUGACCAAAACCAGGACAGGUACGAAGUGCCCCAUGAACAUGUGCAACCCUUCAAAGGAAAUGCUGCUGCUUCCUUGACCUAUAAACUUGAGGUCUCCAAACAGCCAUUUAGCAUCAAAGUGAUCAGAACGAGCAACAAUCACGUUCUGUUUGACUCCAGCAUCGGGCCCCUGCUGUUUGCUGAUCAGUUCCUGCAGCUCUCCAUCCGACUGCCUAGUGCUAACGUGUAUGGUCUGGGAGAACACGUGCACCAGCAGUACCGGCAUGAUAUGAAUUGGAAGACCUGGCCCAUAUUUGCCAGGGACACAAUCCCCAAAGGGGAUGGAACUAACUUGUAUGGUGCACAGACAUUCUUCCUAUGCCUUGAAGAUGCUAGUGGAUUGUCCUUUGGAGUGUUUCUGAUGAACAGCAAUGCCAUGGAGGUUUCCCUCCAGCCCACCCCAGCCGUCACUUACCGCACCACUGGGGGCAUUCUCGACUUCUACGUGUUCUUGGGAAACACUCCAGAGCAAGUGGUUCAAGAGUAUCAAGAGCUCAUUGGACGGCCAGCCCUACCCUCAUACUGGGCACUUGGGUUUCAUCUCAGUCGUUAUGACUAUGGAACCCUGGGUAACAUGAAAGAAGUCAUGGAGAGAAACCGUGCCGCACAGCUGCCUUACGACGUUCAGCAUGCUGAUAUCGAUUAUAUGCAUGAGAGGAAGGACUUCACUUAUGAUCCAGUAAAUUUUAAGGGCUUCCCUGAGUUUGUUAAAGAGUUACACAAUAACGGACAAAAAUUGGUCAUCAUUGUGGAUCCAGCCAUCUCCAACAACUCUUCCCCAAGUAAUCCCUAUGGCCCGUAUGACAGGGGUUCAGAUAUGAAGAUAUGGGUGAAUGCUUCAGAUGGAGUGACUCCACUCAUUGGGGAGGUCUGGCCGGGAAAAACUGUGUUUCCUGAUUACACCAACCCCAAGUGUACUGCUUGGUGGGCAAAUGAAUGUGAGCUUUUCCACAAUCAAGUAGAAUUUGAUGGAAUCUGGAUUGAUAUGAAUGAAGUCUCCAACUUCGUGGAUGGUUCAGUUUCAGGAUGUUCCACAAACAAUCUAAAUUAUCCCCCAUUCACUCCCAGAAUCCUGGAUGGGUACCUGUUCUGCAAGAGUCUCUGCAUGGAUGCAGUACAGCACUGGGGCAAGCAAUAUGAUGUCCACAAUCUGUAUGGCUACUCCAUGGCAAUUGCCACAGCAGAAGCUGUCAAGACUGUGUUCCCUAACAAGAGAAGCUUCAUUUUAACCCGUUCUACCUUUGCGGGGUCUGGCAAGUUUGCAGCCCACUGGUUAGGAGACAACGCAGCCACCUGGAAUGACCUUCGAUGGUCCAUCCCUGGCAUGCUCGAGUUCAGCCUUUUUGGUAUCCCAAUGGUGGGUUCUGACAUAUGUGGCUUUACAUUGGAUGCUCCCGAAGAGCUCUGCAGGAGGUGGAUGCAGCUGGGAGCAUUCUAUCCAUUUUCCAGGAAUCACAAUGGCCAAGGCUACAAGGCCCAGGAUCCUGCCUCCUUUGGAGCUGACUCUCUGCUGUUGAAUUCCUCCAGGCACUACCUUACCAUCCGCUAUGCUCUAUUGCCCUAUCUCUACACCCUCUUCUACCGUGCUCACAGCCAGGGGGACACGGUGGCCAGGCCCCUUCUGCAUGAGUUCUACGAGGACAGCAACACUUGGGAUGUGCAGCAACAGUUUUUAUGGGGGCCCGGCCUCCUCAUCACUCCGGUUCUGGCUGAGGCAAGUGUUCCCGCCGAGACACGCUGGUGGUCUCUGGUCUUGCUCCUGGGUGCAGAGAAAGUGACAGCAUAUGUGCCUGAUGCCGUCUGGUAUGACUAUGAGACUGGGGGCCGAGUGAAAUGGAGGAAGCAAAAAGUGGAGAUGGAACUUCCUGGAGACAAAAUUGGACUUCACCUUCGAGGAGGCUACAUCUUCCCCACACAGCAGCCAGCCACAACCACUGUGGCCAGUCGAAGGAACCCUCUUGGUCUUAUCAUUGCCCUGGAUGACAACAAAGAAGCAAAAGGCGAACUUUUCUGGGAUGAUGGGGAAACGAAAGAUACUGUGGCCAAUAAAGUUUACCUCUUAUGUGAGUUCUCCGUCACCCAAAACCGCUUGGAUGUGAAGAUUUUGCAAUCAACCUACACAGACCCCAAUAAUUUAGCAUUUAAAGAGAUUAAAAUCCUUGGGACCCAGGAACCUACCAAUGUUAUAGUGAAACACAACGGUGUCGAAAUUCAAGUUUCUCCUAAUGUCACUUAUGAUUCUAACCUCCAGGUGGCCCUUAUCACAGAAAUUGAUCUUGUCCUGGGAGGAAUAUACACGGUGGAGUGGGAUGUGAAGAUUAGGGAUGCAGAAAAAAUAGACUGUUAUCCUGAUGAGAAUGGUGCUUCUGCAGAAAACUGUACUGCCCGCGGCUGUGUCUGGGAGGUAUCCGGUUCUCCUGGAGUCCCUUUUUGCUAUUUUGUCAAUGAUCUAUACUCUGUCAGUGAUGUUCAGUAUGACUUACAUGGGGCCACAGCUGUCCUCUCCUUAAAGUCUUCGUAUGCCUCCUCUUUGCCCUCCGUACCCGUGAACUCCCUCCGUCUGAAUGUGACCUACCAUAAGGAUAACAUGCUGCAGUUUAAGAUUUAUGAUCCCAACAACAACCGGUAUGAAGUUCCAGUCCCUCUCAACAUACCCAGGGUUCCAUCCAGCACCUCUGAGAGUCGACUCUAUGAUGUCCUCAUUAAGAAGAACCCUUUUGGGAUUGAAAUUCACCGGAAGAGUACAGGCACUGUAAUUUGGGACUCUCAGCUCCUUGGCUUCACCUUCAACGACAUGUUCAUCCGCAUCUCCACGCGCCUCCCCUCCCAGUACCUCUACGGCUUUGGGGAAACUGAGCACACAGCCUUUCGAAGAGACUUGAACUGGAACACGUGGGGAAUGUUUUCCCGAGACCAACCCCCGGGGUACAAGAAGAAUUCCUAUGGUGUCCACCCCUACUACAUGGCACUGGAGGAGGAUGGCAAUGCCCAUGGGGUCCUGCUGCUGAACAGCAACGCCAUGGAUGUGACAUUCCAGCCCUUGCCUGCCUUGACGUACCGUACCACAGGAGGAAUUCUGGACUUCUAUGUCUUCUUGGGGCCGACUCCAGAGCUUGUCACUCAGCAGUACACUGAGUUGAUUGGUCGGCCAGUGAUGGUUCCUUAUUGGUCCUUGGGGUUUCAGCUGUGUCGCUAUGGAUACAAGAACGACGCUGAGAUUGGUAGCUUGUAUGAUGAGAUGGUGGCUGCCCAGAUCCCAUAUGACGUGCAGUAUGCGGACAUCGACUACAUGGAGCGGCAGCUGGACUUCACCCUCAGCCCCGAGUUUGAGGGGCUUCCAGCUCUGAUUACUCGAAUGAAGGCCGAUGGGAUGCGGGUCAUCCUCAUUCUGGACCCAGCCAUUUCUGGCAACGAGACAAAGCCCUAUCCCCCUUUCACACGGGGUGUGGAGGACGAUGUCUUCAUCAAAGAUCCGAAUGAUGGAAACAUUGUUUGGGGAAAGGUCUGGCCUGAUUUUCCCGAUAUUGUUAUCAACAGUUCUCUAGACUGGGAAAGUCAAGUGGAGCAAUACCGAGCUUAUGUGGCCUUCCCAGACUUUUUCCGUAAUUCAACCAUCACAUGGUGGAAAAGGGAGUUGAGAGAAAUGUACACCAAUCCACGGGAUCCAGAGAAGAGCUUGAAGUUUGAUGGCAUAUGGAUUGAUAUGAAUGAACCGGCAAGCUUCGUGAGUGGGGCAGUCCCUCCAGGCUGCAAGGAUGCCUGUCUGAACCACCCUCCCUACAUGCCAUAUUUGGAGUCCAGGGACAGGGGCCUGAGCAGCAAGACCCUGUGCAUGGAGAGCCAGCAGCUCCUGCCUGAUGGCUCCCCGGUGCGGCACUACGACGUGCACAGCCUGUACGGGUGGGCCCAGACCAGACCCACGUACGAAGCUGUGCAGGAGGUGACGGGACAGCGAGGGAUCGUCAUCACUCGCUCCACUUUUCCUUCUUCUGGCCGCUGGGGAGGACACUGGCUGGGUGACAACACGGCCGCGUGGGACCAGCUGAGGAAAUCUAUCAUUGGCAUGAUGGAGUUUAGCCUCUUCGGCGUAUCCUUUACAGGAGCGGAUAUUUGUGGAUUCUUUCAAGAUGCUGAAUAUGAAAUGUGUGCUCGCUGGAUGCAGCUGGGGGCCUUUUACCCCUUCUCGAGGAACCACAACAGCAUUGGGGCCAGGAGGCAAGACCCUGUGUCCUGGGAUUCUACCUUUGUGACUAUCUCCAGAAGUGUCCUGCAGACCAGAUACACCCUGUUGCCAUAUCUGUACACCCUGAUGCACAGGGCCAACACGGAGGGCAGCACUGUCGUGCGGCCUCUUCUCCAUGAGUUUGUGUCAGACCAGGUGACCUGGGAUGUAGACAGUCAGUUCCUUCUGGGCCCAGCCUUCCUGGUCAGCCCUGUCCUGGAGCCUAAUGCCAGAAAUGUCACUGCAUAUUUCCCUAGAGCCCGCUGGUAUGAUUACUACACGGGUGUGGACAUUCAAGCCCGGGGAGAGUGGAAGUCCUUGCCAGCGCCUCUUGACCACAUUAAUCUUCAUGUCCGUGGGGGCUACAUCCUGCCCUGGCAAGAGCCUGCACAGAACACCUACUUAAGCCGUCAGAAAUUCACAGGCUUCAAGGUUGCCUUGGGUGAUGAGGGGACUGCUGAAGGUUGGCUCUUCUGGGAUGAUGGGCAAAGCAUUGAUACCUAUGGGAAAGGACUCUACUACCUGGCCCACUUUUCUGUCAGCCAGAAUACAAUGCACAGUCAUGUAAUUUUCAACAAAUACAUCAGCGAUACAAACCCUGUGAAACUGGGCUACAUUGAGAUCUGGGGAGUGGGCAGUGUCUCCGUUUCCGGUGUCAGCAUCUCUGUGAGCGGCGUGGUUAUAACACCCACCUUCUCCUACAACUCUACAACACAGGUGUUAAACAUUGAUGUGACCAGCAGAAACCUCAGCUUACACAAUUUCACUUCAUUGACAUGGAGAGCACUCUGAAUUUUUAGAGCAAGAUCCUAACUACGAAUGGCUUUGAUACUACUUAUACUUCAUGCUCAUAAAAUUAUUGUGUGUUGCCAGAUCGUGCCCAGUACAGCUAAAAUAUUUUCUUGGUUUUGUUUUAUGUUCUGUCUGUGUUUUAGCCCUGUGCUAUAGGCAGUAGGGAGGUGUGGAAAACUGCGGGUUACCUUGAUGUCUCUCUGUGAUUAGUAUGGUACUGAUGGCUAAGCAUACAUAUACUGAAGACGCACUGGGUCCAUGAUGAAGCAUGUGUGCGUGUAUAUGUGUGUGUGAUUAGGGGAUGGGCCCACUCUUGCUAAAUAUACAAGCUACAGCUUUCCAGGAUAGUUUGGAUCCUAGAGCUAACUAACUCAUCAAAAAAGUAUCCAGAAAGAACAUCUGCCAGGUAGUUAUAGGGAGAUGGGAUAAUUUGCUGAGAGCAUGAUAUAAGGGGAAGAAAAGGCAAACGUAGGGAAGGUAAGCAGGAAAGAUGAGAGAGAACAGAGCAUGAGGAUAAAAGUGACCAUGACAAGUAAGAAGAUAACAUACAAGUAUUAGGAAUAGCAGCCUCAUGGGAAGGAGAAGGGAAGAGCUAGCUCAUUUGAAAACAAGAGGAGGGGCUGGGGAAAUCCUUAGCCUAUGGGAAUAGGGCUGGGGUGAGAUUUAAGCAGGCAAAGUUGAAGGAAGGAAUCUGAAUGUAAAAAAUAACUUACUUUUGCUGUGGUGUGCUUUGAAAUAUGUAAACCUUAUUUCUCUACUCUGUGCCUGAUGUAUAUAACCACAGUUCACACAAAUGCAUGCAACUCAUGUGCCAACUAAAAAUAGGCAAGCACAUUUACAAAAGAUUUUGAAUUUUGUGGUAAUUUGACCGUGGGUAAUCUCACUUCGGCAAUAAAACUUCUUUCUAUUCAGCAAAA